Messenger RNA from Sabethes cyaneus, 9795 nucleotides. It is a transcript of the gene ftz-f1, whose product is annotated as nuclear hormone receptor FTZ-F1. Gene Ontology annotation, cellular component: RNA polymerase II transcription regulator complex. Gene Ontology annotation, biological process: tissue development; hormone-mediated signaling pathway; regulation of transcription by RNA polymerase II. Gene Ontology annotation, molecular function: nuclear receptor activity; RNA polymerase II cis-regulatory region sequence-specific DNA binding; zinc ion binding. Bases 1962 to 4496 code for a protein of 844 amino acids. The transcript has 10 exons. Lineage: Eukaryota; Metazoa; Arthropoda; Insecta; Diptera; Culicidae. The record is from RefSeq and is a predicted model, not a curated record.
GGUGAAGUAUUUUGCAUUUUUGGAGCAGUGAUUGAAACUUUUACGGGAUACACCUGUCCUGUGUGCUAGGAUUUAUCGUGUGCGCAUAGAUUUCCACUCCAGUGGAGGCAACAUAGGAAGUGAUUCGAUGUGAAGGUUAAUUAUGAAUUCAAUGUCAGUUGCUGUUACAACACACCACACUACUGCGAGCUAUUGCGCGAAUAUUUUUUCGGUGGUUUUGCGAGUGAUGAGCAUGUGUUAGUACGCGUGUGAGUUCGGCCGCCCAUGUUUUGGCUAGACGGGGAGUGUGCGACAGGACAGAGUUCUAAGCCGGCUUGUUGGCACUAACGAACCAGCAGCACCAGAGCGGUGUUGCGCUGUGUUUAGAAUCAAGUACUUUCGAUGUGUUGCGUAGCGGCCGCUCCAUCCGUAUUGAUGGGAUAGGGUGAACUUGUGAUAAAUCCAACCUGGCCGGUCGUGUGUUAGUGGUCAUGGAUCCCCAAUCCCACUAGUGAGUGUGCGUCUGUCUCGUUUGUGCAGUGAGAGUGAAGGAAAAAAGGCACAAUUAAGAACGAGUGUAAGUGGCCUAAAGACCUAUAUUCGAGUGAAGUUUUGAUUAUUCCCGAAAUUUUAGUGUAAAUAAGACCGGAUUUGGCGAGAUUUCCGCUCAGGAUGAUAGUAAAAGUGGCGCAGAAAGUACAAAGUUCAGUGUUUCGCCGUGAUUUGCCGCUCAAGGUCCGGCAGAAGUGAUGAAGUCAAGCAUUCUGGAAUAAGUUGGGUUUUUUGCAACAUUUUUGCAGGUUUCGAAUUAGAAGAAAUACAAACACAGCAUUGUAAGCGCUUUGCUUCAAAAGUGUAGAGUAACAAAGUGCGUGUGUGUAAGUGCGCGUGUAAGCGAAGAAUAUCAUCAUCAGUAAGAAUGAAAUUUGCGAUUAUUGCGAAUUUAUAGAAUCACUGCAAUUGUGUGUGUUAUUCGCGAAUUUUGCUUCCUGCUGCGCCGUAGCCUCCGGCUCCCAAUUACCUACCUGCCCGUAGUUAGUGCACGAAAGAAUUUUGGCAGCAUUCGGAAAUUGCUCUGUAACUUCCGUACCGUACCAUCCGAUUGCAAUUUUUCCUUUCUCGGUUUGCAAAACCAUGGCCUUACCAAUGGGGGCGCCACUUCCAGUACGGUUGCCGCUUCGGAUGCAGCAGUAUUAGUGUAUGUAUGCAGCUGGACCAGAUGCGGUACAGCCAUGAACCAGCAGCAGUCGUAUGACAUCAAGUUACUUUCACCCCCGCCCCAUCCGACGGUGCAACCCGGAACAGAAGCCAACCCAAAAGCCCCCUACCCACUCUGCCUGCUCCAGGCGUUGCAUUCAACUGGAGCCGUUAUACAUUGCACUGUUGCUGGUGUAAAAUUUUCCGAGCUAUUUUCGGUCCAUGUGCUCUGCUCGCUUGCACUUGUGCUCUUUCUUCGACCUUGAACUAUAUACUUGCAUCCUGUGUAUCUCGUUGUGUUUGCAGCUGCAGCUGCGUGUAUAUCUUCCUGUUGCAUCCAGGGAAAUUCGGUCGCAGCAGAAGAACCGUAGAGGCCGUGUGACUGGAGCGCAGCAGCGCACUCGAUUUCGGAAGCGACCUGCAUACCAGGUUCAUGUAUAUGUGUAUGGUAGUGUACGUGUGAACCAGUUAGUGUCCUCACUGCAAUCUGGAUGAUCUUGGAAUGCGUUCCUACUGGCAGUGGCCAGCUUUUGAGAAUCUCAUUGUCAUUCAGUCAAGUGUUACCUGAAGCGAAGCUGGGCUAUUGUAAAAAGUGUUUCGCGUGGCUCGAAUCGUUAGUACAAAGAUCCAAAGUGUUCAACAUCCCGAUAUCGUAGAGAACGUCCCAAAUUCCCGCGUACGUAACGCAAACAAAGUUCAAGCAGUGUGUAAAACAAGUAAAUUUUAACCCAAGCAUAUAAGAAAAUAUUUAGUGAAGUGAAGAAAAUUUAAAACAGGCAGACAAAAUGCACGAAGAAGCAACAUCGACGGACAGUUCUUCGUCGACAUCAAAGCCCACAAACAUAGUGUAUACCACAAUCAAUGGCGGAAGUGGCGGGGGCGUUGGCAUUGGCGGGGGUGGCAAUCACUACAACGGAAAUUUACUAUUAACGACAUCUCCGAUUGAUGAUCCGUCGUCUUCUUCUCUAUACGAACUUGUGAACCAUCAACAGCAGCAGCAGCAGCAACACCAGCACCAGCAGCAGCAGCAGUCUCACCAUCAAGUUCCGCUGCAUAACCAGCAGCUCCACCAGCAGGUCUUGACAACUUCUCAACCUACUCACACUACCAAAAUCAUCAUCACUAAUAGUUCCCUAAUCAGUACCACAACUAGUCCAAUCGGGGUUCGACCUCUUCAGCAUCACAAUAUGCAGCAACAACAGCAUGUCCCGUUGAACUCCUCCGGGAACGUAAUAGUAACUUCCGGCACAGCCGGAACCGUUUCCACUAGCAGUGCUGCCUCUUCUUCUUCGUCGUCCUCCGCGGGAAACACCACCACCAUCGUAAUCAAUACCGACGACGGUGCAUUCGAACUUUCCAGUGUUCUUGAAGGCGAACCCGGACCGUCCGACCUCCUGUCGGAUGGUGCUUGCAAUUCAGCUGUGGCAGCCGUAGCAGCAGCUGCAGCUCUCAUAGAUCUGCAUCCCUCUUCUUCGUCCAGUACCGCUUCGCCGGUACCGUCAACGUCUGCAGUCAGCACGGGUGCCGUUCACCUUCAGGAACUAGGUGUUAUGGCACCUGGCUGUUCUGCCACCCUAACAUCGGUCCACAAUAGCAGCAGCAACAACAACAACGGAUCUUCAGCUUCUUCAUCCGCUUCCUCGGAGGGAACCAACGUCGGAUUGCAUGAGCCGAUCGAGAUCAAGAUUCCAUCGGAGGGAUCUCUCACCCAGGAAUCGGACGGUGGCUACCACGACAACAUCUCCCAGACGCAGUCAAACUAUCUAGCGAUCCCCCCGUCAGAACUGUGCCCGGUGUGCGGUGACAAAGUCUCAGGCUACCACUACGGACUGCUGACGUGCGAGUCGUGCAAGGGCUUCUUCAAGCGUACCGUCCAGAACAAGAAGGUGUACACGUGCGUCGCCGAGCGGCAGUGUCACAUCGAUAAGACCCAGCGCAAACGAUGCCCCUACUGUCGCUUCCAGAAGUGUCUAGAAGUCGGCAUGAAGCUAGAAGCGGUUCGAGCCGAUCGGAUGCGAGGCGGACGGAACAAAUUCGGACCCAUGUACAAGCGGGAUCGGGCGCGAAAGCUUCAAAUCAUGCGACAGCGACAGUUGGCACUGCAGGCACUGCGGGGGUCUAUAGGCGGCGGCGUCGGCAUCGGGCAGCUUGGUUCGGACGGUGCGUCGUCGCAACUACUGGCCAUCGACUAUCACCAGCCGUACUCCAACAUGCACAUCAAGCAGGAAAUCCAAAUACCGCAGGUGUCCUCGUUGACGUCCUCGCCCGACAGCCCGCCUAGUCCGGUCGCCAUUGCGUUAGGUCAAGUGAACCCGCAGACGACGAUAUCCCUGAGCAGUGGCGUAGGAGGAAACGGAAGCAGUGGAGGAGGUGGCGGCGGAGGCGGUGGUGGCGGUGGAGGUGGAAGCAACAACAACAGUACCGGUGCGGGCACUGGCGGAUCGCAUUCGACAUCCUCGGCAAUUCAGAAUCAACUCUCCGGUUCAAAGCUCUGGAUGAGCGCAAAUUCGACGACCGCCUCGCCACACUCACUAAGUCCGAAAGCGUUCAACUUCGACAGCGGAACGAAUCCCACCAGCACGGCAGACUCUGGAAACCCGGCGGAUACGUUAAGGGUAUCACCGAUGAUUCGCGACUUUGUACAAUCGAUCGACGACCGGGAGUGGCAGACGUCACUGUUCUCAUUGCUGCAGAAUCAAUCCUACAAUCAGUGUGAAGUGGAUCUCUUUGAGCUGAUGUGCAAAGUAUUAGACCAAAAUCUGUUCUCCCAGGUGGACUGGGCGCGGAAUACGAUAUUCUUUAAGGAUUUAAAGGUGGACGACCAAAUGAAGCUACUGCAGAACAGCUGGUCUGACAUGCUGGUGCUGGAUCACAUCCACCAGCGGCUGCACAACGGUCUGCCGGACGAAACGACGCUGCACAACGGGCAAAAGUUUGAUCUCUUAGGCUUAGGACUGCUGGGUGUGCCCAACCUGGCCGAGCACUUUAACGAGCUGCAAAACAAACUGCAGGAGCUCAAGUUUGACGUGGGCGACUACAUCUGUAUGAAAUUCCUGCUGCUGCUAAAUCCUGAUGUCCGGGGGAUAACCAACCGAAAAACGGUCGUCGAAGGCUAUGAAAACGUGCAAGCGGCGCUGCUGGACUACACCCUCACCUGCUAUCCGUCGGUACCCGACAAGUUUAGUAAGUUGCUCAGUAUUAUACCGGAAAUUCACGCGAUGGCAGCUCGGGGUGAGGAGCAUCUCUACAUUAAACAUUGUGCCGGCAGUGCGCCCUCUCAGACGCUGCUGAUGGAAAUGUUGCACGCCAAGCGGAAAUGAAGUCAUCCAUCCAGGCAGCCAAUCGAUGGGAAAAUCGCUCAGUAAGCACCAGCGUCGUUCAAAGAAAAGACCAUCAUCCUUCAACAUCAACAACUUCGGAUCAGAUCAACCUUAAAGCUCGAGCGGAAGUGGCGUAGAAAAUUAAAGAAAGAAGAAAAGAAAAUGUGUUCUGUUUGUUUCGAAUCCUCACGCAAGUGGGGCAUUCGCAGAGCCUUCUCCACGAGCGGCGUAAAUAUUCUUUGCUUACUUGUUAAACUAUUUUUAACUAAUUUAAACAAAAAACAUAACUACUGUGCGUCCAUUUUGAGUAAAAGGAUUAAAUAAUCCAUGGGCGCUAGAUAUUCCCAGCCCCACGCAGACAGACACAGAUCAAUAAUCCGUUCCACAACGUUUCAUGGAGCAAGCAGAGACAUACAGAGUGCAAUCUGUAUUGAAACCAAUUCACCAUUUAUCAAGUACACAGAUACGCAGUUUAAAUAAAAUGACGUUACCAUUUCAUCUCAGCGAAUUAAGGUUUAAUUCACAGUGUAGUCGUAGGCAACAAAAGAUCAACAUCAAAAGUCGUUACAAUAGUCAAUCGAAAUCAAUUUUGCCGAUAACUCUAAUUCAGUGUUUGAAUCAUUAUAAUACCAAACGAAAAAUUCAGAAACAAGAAACCAAUCAGAGGAAAGCCCAGAAUGGAAUGACAAACAUGAAAAACAAAGGAUCUAAAACUAAGUGUUCAAUAAGUGUUAAAAAAGCUGUUAACGAACUCUCCUUCAAACAAUAACUCCCUCUUUUCGUGUAAUCAUUAUAAACCUGUUUCUUUUUUCGGAAGCGCUUGUGCAAUAUAUAAAGCAAAACAGCAAACAAUGUAGCUGCCACAUCCAUGUCAUCCAAUCAGUUUUGCGCGCUCAAAAUCUCAUUCUAACUCAACCAGUCAGCAGCAGCAUGCAGUGAGAAUUCGGAUAAUUGAAGUGGCAUGUCACCCCCACCAGACACACCCGUUAAAAGACGGUGUUCAAGAGCACUCUAGAAAAAAUAUUCCUCUUUGUCCUACACCUACAACUCUACGUAACCAAAAGGCACUCAAUCAGCAAAUAGUAACCUACAAAUUAUGCAAAAAAAACAACAAUAUUACCAAUAAUCAAACAUUGGACGAACAUAAGUAGCAUAACAAAGUCAAGUCGAAGUUGUUGAACAUGUUCUUCCUAUUUGUUAAAGCUAGAGAAACACAGAAACCAGAAAUCUCAUCAAAUUUAAGAAAUAAAAAUGUGCGAACAAAUAAGCGCAGGUUAUUACUAAAGCUGUGUAUUACAUCACUGUUACCGUUUAAUAGUACAAACGCGCACCCAAAGAACACACACCUAUAAAGAAACACACAUACACACGCAUACCUGUAAAGAAAAAAACUGCAGUGUAAGUUUGCGCGUUUCCAAAUUUUAUCAACAACAAACAAUCAACCGUUUUUUGAGCUGAACCAAUAGUAUCAGCCACACGUUGCCACUGGUGUUACAGUAUGUAGAAGCAGAAAACCCUCUCUAAAAUGUACUAUUUCAAACACACACAUAUACAGAAAAAAUAUGAACAUGAAAAACUAGUAGAAAUGAGAUAACGACAUCACAAGAACUACUAACGGCGUAUUCUCUUCUUCACAAGUAUCUAAUAGUAAAGCCAACGAAGCGUUUGCCUGUUCAAGCUUCGAAGCUCGGUUGUUGGUCAGAAUUUCUGAGAUAAAAAAAAACUAGACGUUUUCUGUCGAGUCCGUGAUCCUGUGUGUGAUUGUUUCCUGUUUUCUGUGAUACUUAACUUUCCUCUAUUAUUUAUUUUACUUUCACAUUGUUUGGCACAGUCUGAUUUUUUUUUGCAAUUUACCAUUCACAUUCAGUAACGAUGUUCCACACAAUUUGAGAUGCACUUUCUUUCAAAAUUGAUCUGUACCUAUCUUCCUUUAAAAUGAAACUGAAACUUAUUGCAUGUUUUUCCCUUAUCUGAAAGACACAUUUCUUUACUUGUUCAACUUCCGACUAAGGAAAUUUUUGAAUUAAACUCUUCCUCUCGAUCGACAGAUAGAGAUUUUAAAAUGCUUUGGAUCAAGUUAAGUACCUGUUUCUCGCUUUGAAUUUUCAUACUAAAUGUAGUCAAUCCUUUUUCUAUUCAAGCCUCAGUAACAAUAGAUCAAGCUUGUUACACACUAUUAGUGACUCACAGUUAAUUAUUCUUUUCAAAGAUUCAUCUAUUUUAUUCUGUUCUAUACUUCUUCUCUAGUGAAUCUUUUCUCCUAUAUCUACUUUUCUCUGAUCUAUCCCAAACACACAUGGAAAAGAUUGAAAUUAUAAACUUCAUUAAGCGCAGAAUUGCCCUUCUUUGAUCGCGAACAAACCGCUCUGCUACCCGGCUACGGUGGAAAAGCCCAAGCUCCGAAACGUACCACGGAACCACCUUCUCCGGAAGCCUUUCUGGCAUCGCUGCUAGUGCAAAACUCUGUACAUAAAACAAGGAAACAGCAAAAAACAUCUGAAUCUGCACGCGGAAAUCACAAAGGACUUUGUGUGAGUGAAAACCCUCUCUAGCUAAGAUAAGUGAAACCAAACCAAAAACAAAACAAAACAAGAAAACAAAGCGAUACGGAAACACGUGUGCAUAGCGUUGUGAGCCCCUCGCCCGGAACGAUGCGAUGGCGGGUUCACCUAGUUCGAACGCGGAGUCUGUUCGUUCGGGCAGUGGUUGGAGUUUUCAAGCUUGCUGCAUCCGCUCGAUGAUCCCUAUCCGUGAUCACCGGCCAGGAUUCGGGUUCGAAAAAUGCCAACCACCCAGCACGAUCUCUCCGCCAGUAGAACCGUGCGUAGCGUUUAGGAUUAAGUUGGAAAGUCACUAGCAACGGGCCUCCAGCCAAAGGCGUUCGGCGGUGUGUGGUCCGACCGGUAUCUGCGGAGCUGCCGGCUCUUUUCUAACUGCUGGAGCACUGAAUUGAUAUGUGCAAUCACUAGAGGGACAAUUUACGUCGUGAAGUACGUUAGAAAAAAAAAGAUAAAGGAAACAAUCUUCGAUCAUCAAUCUUCCCGGUGACAGUCUUUCCCACACCAAAUAUAAACACAAAAACAUUGCAAGAAUAUCGAACAAUUAAAUGUGAUGCUUAAACAAAAACAUAAAGAAAUGGUAUCGAAUGUGUUCUAAUGGAAAACAAAAUCCAAAAAAAAUAAUCGAGAGUAAGGCGGAUGAGUAUCAGAGAAUAUAUUUAACGUUAAAUAUGGGCCGUCAAGCGCUUGCAGCGUAUUCUAAAUGAAAGUAUUAACCAGAAAUAGUUUAAUUUUUUAUCGAAUAAGCAAGAUGAUGGGAGGCCAACUUCAGGGUAGUAGAACUUCCAAAUACUUCGUACUUGUAAAUAGUCUGUGUAGAGGAGUAGCUCAAACCACUUUUAGCCGGAGAUCGGAGAUGGGAAAACAAAACAAAACAAAACAAAAAGAAGUACACUGAAUAAUGAUGAAUACAUACCUGCAACCAAAUUGUUAGCGAUUGCCCAGCAGCAGAACACUCUGUCACACACACCUUCAGAUUAAGAGGAUAUAUUUUUCGAUGCCACUUUUAUUCGUAGUAAAGUCGAACUAGAGCAAACCGGAGGCAUAGAAGAAGCGCAGGAGCGGUCAACAGCAGAUGUUAGGAACAUCCGUGCUGCAAGUUCUUCAGCAGAAAAAAAAACAAGGAAACAGCGAGUGUACUGGACGAGUGAGCGUAUGAAAAAUCAACUAUGCAGCAGCUAGAUAAGAAAAAUUCAAUGCCUUUUGAAAAGUACAAAAACUAGACACUGAAAGCGAUUAAACAAAACAAAAAACAAAACACUGACACCCACACGAAUAGAUAACUUUUUAUCGACAGAAAAACACACGUGCGACUAAGAGCAUUGUAGGACUCGUAAGUGAGUAACAACAACACGGUAGCUUUUAGCAGUGGUAGAUCAAACAGAUGAAAUAGGAAGCUGUAAAUAUUAUUUAGAAGGCAAACACACUUGCUGCUGUCACUUUCUACCCGAUGAUAGAUGAUCGAAGAUACUACCAGAUAAUUCUGACCAACUGAUGAGAUGUAAUGGCAACGCUCAAUCAUAAAUAUAAUUGUCAGCACCUUGUUCUAUACGCUGUAAGGCAGAAACGCGCUUGAUUAUGAUUUUUGGCGGGAUUCAAAUGGGCAUCAAGCUGAAACCGAUAGCAAAACUAUAUUAGAGUUUAGAAGAAUGAGACGUUACAAGUGAGAAAGGGUAUUUGAAAGGAAAAAAAGUAACCGAAAGCUGUGAAAGAAUAUUUUUCUUAAUAGAAACACCGGUAAGGGAGAAAUACACUAGCUUUAGAUUGUUCGUUUUUUAGUAGUUAGAGAUUUAAAUAAUUUUAACUAAUGUUUCAAGAGCGCGUAACAGCUAACGAAGGGGACAACGAGGUUCAAGACGUGUUAUUAGAUCCGGACGAGACGCGGCUUGUAAUCGUCGAUAAAUUAUUAUCGCUAAAAUUCUCAUCAAGAGGAACAGAUGUACUGCCAGAAAUCUUACGUGUCCCACCGAGGAAGAAAGCUACGAGGAAUGGCAAAAAAAAGAAGUGUCGAAGUUUCGCUCUACUAAAAGCAAACAUUCCAAAUGAGGCAGAUUUUAACUACAAGUACCACUUUAGCGAAAGCUGCAUCGAAAAACAACACACUGAAAUGUGGAAAUAUUAAGCGAAAUAAUUUGCCACAGUGAUAUAGGUUUAAUAAAGCAAAACACACUUAAUUUAUAAAGUAUUGAUCCAUUGUCUGUAGGAGCUUAGGAAGCAACGGCAAAGAAAAGAAAGAAGAAAACAAACAUAAUCGUGUGGUUAUGCAGUUUGCGUUUAGAUAGUCUUGCAAGAUGAUUUUGUCAAAAAAGUACCAAAAAAACUACAAAAAAAUGAAGGUUUAAUAAGGUGAAGGUAUUAGGAUUUUGUUCUACAUUUUCGGCUUGAAAUUUUCUCGUCCAUGCCACACGAGAAUGGUUUCGAACGAACAAGGUGCUGUUUGAUUUAUACACCUGCAUAUUUACCCAGAAAAAAGAAGGCGUUUCUGUGUAUUAUUACCAUUUGCCAUCCACAGCGCCAUGUAACGCUCCGCGCCUGCACGCUCAACCAAGGAGUGGUGUGAGUCUUCGCUAGCCGACAGUCGUUACGCCCAGUCAUGCCUCAUGCAAUGCCAUAAUUUUCAACCCAUAAUCAUACACGAAAAGAAAAAGAAAAAUCGCUACUGGUUUCCAAAUUUACAUUCAAAAUGCACUCUCACAGUAAGAAAGAAAUAUAAAACAUCACCCUAACUAACAAAGCAAAAG